Molecule: messenger RNA, 2317 nt
Organism: Melanotaenia boesemani (Boeseman's rainbowfish)
Lineage: Eukaryota; Metazoa; Chordata; Actinopteri; Atheriniformes; Melanotaeniidae
Gene: hmgcll1
Product: 3-hydroxymethyl-3-methylglutaryl-CoA lyase-like 1
Exons: 9
Coding region: 176-1186 (336 amino acids)
Biological process (GO): L-leucine catabolic process; ketone body biosynthetic process
Molecular function (GO): hydroxymethylglutaryl-CoA lyase activity
Source: RefSeq, a predicted model, not a curated record
ACUGCUGAAUCAUUGUCUGCAGCCAUCGUCUAAUUUAAUCUUCUCAUGCAGCAAGGACUUCCACCGCUAAGGGCUGUAUUAGCAUACUGAUCUGACACUUCUGUUUGCUCUGUUGUAUCUAUCUGGGCAGGUUAUUCUCUGAGGACUGUGCAGUGCAGCAGGCUGAGCCUUUCGGAUGGGUAACAUACCCACUACAGUGAAGCACUGUCUGAGCUAUGAGCAACUCAUGGAGGACCACCCCUGGUUGAGACGCUGGCUGCAGGAAGAGAAGAUCAUUACUGAGCAUAAGUAUCCAGAGUUUGUGAAAAUUGUAGAAGUUGGGCCAAGAGAUGGACUUCAAAAUGAAAAGGAAGUUGUUCCAACAAGGGUGAAAAUCCAGCUGAUAGACAUGCUCUCAGAAACAGGCCUUUCUGUGAUCGAGGCCACCAGCUUCGUCUCUUCAAAGUGGGUACCACAGAUGGCAGACCACACUGAUGUACUCCAGGGAAUCCAGAGGGCACCUCAUGUUCAGUAUCCAGUUUUGACACCUAACAUGCAAGGCUUUCAGGAUGCUGUUGCAGCUGGUGCUACUGAAGUGGCAGUGUUUGGGUCAGUGUCUGAAACCUUCAGCAGAAAAAAUAUUAACUGUUCUAUUGAUGAAAGUUUGCUGAGGUUUGAGGAAGUCAUUAACGCUGCCAAAGAGCAAGAAAUUCCAGUCCGCGGGUAUGUCUCCUGUGUUCUUGGGUGCCCCUAUGAAGGACACGUUGAACCUUCAAAGGUUGCUGAGGUGGCAAAGAGGUUAUAUGACAUGGGCUGUUAUGAGAUUUCCCUGGGGGAUACCAUUGGCAUCGGGACUCCAGGUUCCAUGUUUAAGAUGCUGCAAAGUGUAAUGAAGGAUGUGCCUGUCCAUGCCCUCGCAGUUCAUUGCCAUGACACGUACGGACAAGCACUCCCCAACAUCCUUACUGCACUUCAGAUGGGGGUCUCUGUGGUGGACUCUGCAGUAGCAGGCCUGGGAGGUUGCCCCUACGCUGAGGGUUCAUCUGGCAACGUUUCAACAGAGGAUGUUCUUUACAUGCUCCAUGGCAUGGGCAUUGAAACAGGUGUAAACCUGACCAAAGUCAUAGAGGCUGGUGACUUCAUCUGCAACGCUUUAUGUCGCAAGACGAACUCUAAGGUUGCUCAGGCAAAAGGCAGGACACUGUGAUGGGUCACUAAAAACAGAAUAUUCUUACAUGUCCCUUUUCAAGUGCUUACCCUGUUUUUGUUGCCUUCAGAUUUGUUGAUAAGGCUUUAAGUGCAGUCUUAUUUCUGACAUAAGGGUCUGUUCAUGUCUGCAGUUUACAGAUUUAAUCAGUCUACAAGCACCUUAUGAGCAGUUGAAUUUUCAGAUAUUUCAUGUAAUUUUCCACCUUUCUUAGUUUUUGCUCGGUAUAGCUUGAUAUUGUAAAAGCAAAAGCAAAUGCUGUUGGGUUGGAGGAAGCUACAGUUUUUUGUUUUGUUUUGUGAUAAAGCUUUUGGUUGAUAAACGGAUAAGUUAUAAAUACAUACAGCACUGGCUUUUGUAACUACUGCACUUUCCAAUUCUAUUUUAAGACCUUCUCACUUUACUUGGCUUUGACAAAUUUACCAGAAGAUGACACUGUCACUUCAAUUGUUUUGCAUAGCUCAGUGGCCUUAUCAAAAUGUAAUCUACUUCAGCUGCCUGCUGAACUCUGCUCAUUGAGGGUGCCUCCUAAUGCACUUUAAAUUUUGAAAGACCUCUCCUACCUACUCAGAGAACGGCAUUUUUCAAACUGUACUACAUUUCUGAAUUUGGCUAAUUUUAUGAUAUCAGGUUUGCCCUGGAUCAUUAUAUUGAUUUUGUAUCGAACUUGUUUUUUCUAACCGUGAUGUAAGAUACAGUCUGGGAUAAUAGCCUCAGUGAAAUCCAGUUUUUAUUUCUCAUGUGGGUCCCAUCUGUUUCCAUCCUGCUGUGUUUAUUUCAAAACGUAAUAAAACAUAAUUUACAACUGAAAAGGAAGUCUAACUAUAAUUUCCAUUAUAUUAUGAUGUUAUGCAAAGAAAACUUGCCAAAGUAAUUUAACAUUAUGCUUGAUGAAGUGAAAUCCAAUUAUCAACUGAAACUUUCUUCAUGUUUACAGAAGCUGGAAAAUUAUGUUGAGCUGCAAAUGAAAAAAAAAAAAAAAAAAAAAAAAGAAAACACUUAAAUGUGAUGAAUGGAUGUAGGAGAUAUUUGCAAAAGAACAUUUAAAUAUGGUAAUUGUCUACUCUGGUUGGUCCAUAUUUAUUAUACAUUCAAAUUGUUAUCUACUUAAAAUAAAGUGUCAUGUGACAU